AUGGCGCAGCUGAAAAAGCGCAACCCGUCACGCAUGACGCUUUCGUCGAGGGUGGCUCAGCCUCCACCAAGAAUCUCCAGUUCCAAUAGACUUCCAAAACGGUCAUCGAAAGGUCCAUUUGGCGGUAUGAACAUCACCGAAGCCAAUAUUCGUGGCGUGCCGGCUGUGAAAUCAAGAGCAGAGACGAAGAGAUCAAGCGGAAAGCAGAGCACAAAGGACUCGAAGAAGGGUGAUAAGGAUAAAAGAGAGGGAUAUCACGCGCUGAAGAUGCAGCGCGCUCUCAGUUCGGUACCUUACGGUCAUCGCUCGUCGGUCAAGAAUACGAUCAGCGAGAUCGAGUCUUUUGAACAGUUUGCGUUUUUGCCAUCGAUCCAACAAGCCAUUACAGAGAAGGCUCUUCCUGGAUUGACUGAUAUUCAACCGACACCAAUCCAAAGGGUAGCUAUUCCAAAGCUUCUAGGGCAGGAUGGGAAACGAAAGAAGCGCAGCAGUGCUGUAAAUGGGAAACCGGAGAUGGAACAGUUUCUGCUCGCGGGAGAAACUGGCUCUGGCAAGACCUUGGCUUAUCUAUUGCCAACCAUAGAUGCUAUCAAACGUCAGGAAGCAGCUGAUGCCGAAAUCGCUGCCGAAGAGGAAGCCGCCAAGGAAGAACGUAAAAAGGCGAAUCCCUACGAGGUAGAGGCGCCUCCGCUCUCAAAUGAACCUCAUCCGACGACUGGGCGCCCUCGGGCAAUUAUCCUUGUGCCUACCGCUGAACUUGUGUCUCAAGUCGGCAGUUUGACCAAGUCAUUGUCCCACGUUGCCAAGUUUCGGUCAGCCCUCAUCUCUUCAGCCUACAGUGGAAGAAUUGUGCGAAACCGACUCUUCUCCCCGGCCGGCAUCGACGUACUCGUCUCGACUCCUCACUUGUUGGCUAGCAUUACGGAAAGUGAUCCCAAUGUCCUUAGCCGCGUCACUCACAUUGUCGUCGACGAGGCCGACUCUAUGCUCGAUCGUUCCUUCUCGCCGUUAACAUCUGCCAUUAUCGAUCGUGCAUCGCCAUCUCUGCGCCAGCUCAUCCUUUGCUCGGCUACCAUCCCGCGCAGCUUGGAUACAUUCGUGCGGCAGCGCUUCCCAGAUGCCACUCGUCUGGUGACGCCGAAUCUUCACGCUAUUCCUCGUCGCGUGCAAUUGGGCGUUGUGGACAUUGAAAAGGAUCCCUACCGCGGCAAUCGAAAUCUUGCCUGUGCCGACACCAUUUGGACCAUUGGCCGCACAGCAGCCGAAGUUGACGAGCGUAGCAAAGGCCAGACGGAGACGAAGCACAUCAUCGUCUUUGUCAACGAACGAGAGAAGGCGCAAGAAGUUGCAGACUUUCUCUCGUCUAAAGGUAUUGAUGCCAUUGCUGUGAGUAGAGAUACUCCUGAACAGAGGCAGUCUGAGAUACUUUCGGCCUUUACAUCGUCGUCUGCAUCCGACGCCACAUCCAGCGCUCCCUCUGCUCCGGCAGUCAGUCGCGGAUCGGCGCGGCGGACUCUACCUAACACCAAGGUUCUUGUCAUGACCGACCUCGGAUCUCGCGGCAUUGAUACUCUGGCGGUUCGCCACGUUGUUUUGUACGAUGUACCGCAUACGUCCAUUGAUUUUAUCCAUCGUCUUGGUCGCACGGGCCGCAUGGGCCGCCGUGGCAGAGGUAUUGUGCUUGUGGGACGGGGCGACCGCAAAGAUGUUGUCAAGGAGGUCCGCGAGGGAAUGUACAAGGGACAAGCCCUUAUUUAG
Molecule: messenger RNA, 1758 nt
Organism: Xylona heveae TC161
Lineage: Eukaryota; Fungi; Ascomycota; Xylonomycetes; Xylonales; Xylonaceae
Product: P-loop containing nucleoside triphosphate hydrolase protein
Exons: 1
Coding region: 1-1758 (585 amino acids)
Molecular function (GO): ATP binding; nucleic acid binding
Source: RefSeq, a predicted model, not a curated record